CUGAAGUAUCACGCCGUGAACUGAGACCAAAUUAUCAGUUGUACCAAGCGAGUUCCCUGAAAAGAAUUGUAAAAUUAUUUUUAGCUACUAAGCCAAAAUGGAGAAGAAACGGCAACAGUUCGGCCUGCGCUCGGAUGAAGUUCCCGCUCAAUUCCGCGAAAUGUUCAUCUGUUCUGGCUAUCGCAAACCUUACAGUACGGCGAUGGAUUGUGUGAAGAGUGCUUUCUUGCCACUGAACGAAACUGUCAACGUUUGGACACACUUUGUCCCUUUUCUGCUUUUCCUGGUACGUUUUGCCUUUUUAUUCUCGAAAUAUUCUCUUAUCAAGGACGCUUAUGUGUAUCCUUUGCUGUCAUUUGCCAUUGGAAUCUGCGGAUUUUUGUUGAUGAGUUCUGGAGCACAUCUCUUCAACUCCAUGUCUCCGAGAGUACGACACAUUUGCUUCUUCUUCGAUUAUUCAGCAAUAAGUGUUUACAGUGUCGGAGCAGGACAAGCAUUCUACUUCUACAGUCGCUCUCUGAAUAGUAGUGACACUUUGUUCAAUUCCUGUAGCGCUUUCUUAGCGAUUUCAUGUUUAAUUUCCGUUUUCUCAACCUUCACCUGUUGUGCCUCGAGGCACAGAUGGCCUAAGAUGAAAUACGUUAUUCGCACGCUUUGCUUUGUGCUAGCGUUUUUCUUCAACAGUUUCCCAUAUUUACAUCGUGUAUUUGUGGAUUCACCAUCCCAGUUUGAUGCGCCGGAAGAGCAGCUCGCCAUCUCCUAUUUCAGACGUCACUCGCUCUUCUACCUAAUUUCUGCGUUAGCCAACAUGUCGCGAAUGCCUGAGCGGUUAAUACCCGGUGUGUUCGAUUUAGUUGGCCACAGCCAUCACUUCCUCCAUGUGUUCACUGCUCUUGGGGCAGCGGAUCAAUUCACAGCCAUUCAAAUCCAAAUGGAAUCGAGACGAAACGAUUUGGAGCGUUUCCCAAUUGCAACAUUUGGGAACAGUUUAGGUCUUAUGGUGUUUAUUUGUGUAAUUAACUGCGGUAUAGUGUUAUGGUUUGGUAAGAGUCUUCGAUCGAACAAGGAGGAAGAGCACAAAUCACUAUAACUGUUUAAAGAUGUUACGCGUUUUAUUUUUCGAUCGAUUGUGUUACAACCUUCCGAAGCUUUGGGAUUCGAUAGGUGAAACUCUGAGUAAAAUUAGCAUACUUCUAUUCAUUAGUCUUUUGUUGCUUUGAGAAGUGUUUGUGAUUUUUCAUUUUUCAAAAGAAACGCUUUUAAGACAGUCACAAUAUCACUGAAUUUCGAGCUCGCAGGUAAUAAAACAUUUAACAGGGAAUACUUCAAUUGAUACAAAUCUAGUUUAAAAUGAAAUCGCUUUUUGAAGAGAAAAGUUGACAGGAAAUAUAGAAUUUUGCUAUUCUUGGUGAAACAAAUUUAGAAAAACGUUGUUUGUUGGAAGAAAUGUUUCUUUAGAGUAAGUUAGUAAAAUUUGGUCGGCUUAAUA
Molecule: messenger RNA, 1489 nt
Organism: Pocillopora verrucosa
Lineage: Eukaryota; Metazoa; Cnidaria; Anthozoa; Scleractinia; Pocilloporidae
Product: membrane progestin receptor gamma-A
Cellular component (GO): membrane
Molecular function (GO): signaling receptor activity
Source: RefSeq, a predicted model, not a curated record